This is a messenger RNA of Pelodiscus sinensis (Chinese soft-shelled turtle), 2705 nucleotides long. It is a transcript of the gene KLHL42, whose product is annotated as kelch like family member 42. Gene Ontology annotation, molecular function: protein binding. Lineage: Eukaryota; Metazoa; Chordata; Testudines; Trionychidae. The record is from RefSeq and is a predicted model, not a curated record.
AUGUUCCCACAUGCAUUUUACCAUGACAACAAUGACCGGCAAAUUGUUAGUUUACAUCACACAGAUUGUUACCAAGGUGUGCAAGCCUGGCCGGACUUCAUCAACACCUCCUGCCUGGCCCGGCUGGAGCAGGAGGAGGGCGGGGAGCAGGAGCCCCCUCUGCUGGAAGAGCUGGUCGAGGCCGCCUCCUACCUGCAGGUCACCCCCCUGCUGCGCCUGCUCCUCUCCCAGGUGAGGCUGGGCAACUGCCUGGAGCUGCACAGCCUGGCCCCGGUCUAUGGCCUUCAGGACCUGCAGGAUGCCCGUCUCCGCCACCCGGAGGCCCGUCCCCACCUCCUCCUGCCCAGUGCCCUCAGGCAGCAGCUGAGGGAGAGGCGAAUGAAGGGCACUGCCACCCUCCUGGCUAUUGGAGACUUCAUGGGUGCCUCCUCCCUGGGCCUGGCCCCAUGCCGCCACCUGCAGGAGGAAACCCCUUGCUCCAUGCUGAGGUAUGAUGAGGUGGCUCAGAGGUGGCUGCCCCUGGCCAGCAACAUGCCCCUGGAUCUAGUGAAUGUCCGAGGCUAUGGGUCGGCAAUGAUGGACAACUACCUGUUUGUCGUCGGGGGCUACAGGAUCACCAGCCAAGAGAUAUCGGCUGCCCACUGUUAUAACCCCUGUAUAAAUGAAUGGUGUCAGAUGGCUUCAAUGAACCAAAAGAGGUCCAAUUUUAAGCUUUUGGCUGUAAAUGGAAAGCUCUAUGCCAUUGGAGGUCAAUCCCUUUCCAAUGUGGAGUGUUAUAGCCCAGAGCAUGACUGGUGGAAUUUUGUUGCGUCUAUGCCAAACCCUCUUGCAGAAUUCUCAGCUUGUGAAUGCAAGGGCAAAAUUUAUGUUGUUGGGGGAUAUACGACAAGAGACAGGAAUAUGAAUAUUUUGCAGUACUGCCCCAUCUCUGACUCCUGGACCAACUUUGAACUGUGUGAUAUCCACAUUCGCAAACAGCAGAUGCUCUCUGUUGAGGAAACGAUCUACCUGGUAGGAGGGUGUAUUCAUGAACUGGGACCUAACCACAAAUCUAGCCCAAGUGAGGACAUGUUGACAGUGCAGUCUUACAACAUUGCAACCAGAGAAUGGCUCUACCUCAAGGAGAACACAUCUAAAUCAGGUCUCAACUUGACUUGUACUCUCCAUAAUGAUGGGAUCUAUAUAUUGAGCAGGGAUAUUACAUCAUCUACAAGCUUGGAACACCGGAUUUUUCUUAAGUAUGAUAUAUUUUCAGACAGGUGGGAGUCACUUAGACGCUUUCCAGCCUUUGGACAAAACAUGUUGGUCUGCUCUGUAUAUUUGCCCAAUAUGACAGAACUGUAAUUACACCUUUUUUUCCCCCUUUCAUUUCAUCAGUCAUGUUUCCAAGUUUUUUGAAAAAUUCAAUUAAACCUACUUUUUGUUGUUGUCUUCAAUUUAAAUGAUUCUAAGCAAUGUAUGCAAUCCAAUACAAAAGCACUGUGUUGGUACCUGAUAUAUGUAAAGUAAAGUUGGUCAGUCUAGUUUUACAGCCCCAUUUUAACGAAAUUCAAAAACUAAAUAAGCAGGAUACAUGGUAAAAAGGAAAACAGGUUUUCAAAAUUAUUUCUUUUUUAAUAAUCUAAGAGAAUUAUCAAAGGUAAUAUGGUUUUUAGUUUUGCAAUGUCCUGUUAGAUGAACAAAGGAUGAGAUGAUUUGUACCUAAAUAUUUUUAUCUUUUCUACAAUUGUAGCAUGAGGGAGAUUUUCAAAGGCUUGUAUGGCCUUUGGCAUACACUGGGAAUUCUUAUGAAACACCCAUGUAAGCACUGGGCAUAUUUGUACAAAGAUUUAAAAGAACUCCCCUGAGUAUUGGACAGGGGUUUUUUUUGUAAGUCGGUGACAGGCAUUUAAAAAAAAUGCAAGUAAAGGAGGUACUGAACUCAAAAUAGGGAUAGUCUGCUCAGUGGGAAAAGUGAUUUCAAAUUUACUAUUGAUUUGUUCAUUUAGCUUUUCCAAAUACUCAGUGGUUCAGACUAAUAUGUAAAAACAAAGGAACAAAUUGUGGAGGUGAGUUACAUGGCAGUAGAAUACACGUGAGUCCCAGAAGGCAAAGUAGGCUGUCUCCCUCCUGGGGUUGGUCAGUCCUGGGUGUAAAGGAAUAUGGCACAGCUCAGAGGUGUGGAGAUGAGAGGUGAACACAUGUAAAUAAGCUGCCACCUGACCAGCUCUAGGUGAAUCCUGUUCCUUUCCCUUCCCAUCAGAUGGUUUUAGAUGGGUUUCUCUAGCUGUGGUCUAUGGUAAUUCCCUUUCUGUCCCAUAGGGAAGGGGUGGCAAAGAUCAGACCUGGACUUAUGAUUUUCACACAUGCUAAUUUGGAAAGAAUGACUUAUGGGGAGGAGGGUUCCCUUCCUUUCCUGCAAAGCCUUCUCCAAGUCCCUGGGGGUAUCUUUAGUCCAAAUGGACCCUUUUCUCUCACUAGUUAUCAAAUUCUGAAGGGCUCUUCACCCUAUCUGCUUGGGUGAUGUCCUCAGCUCCCCACUAGGCAAAGGGGAGAGACUGGAAAGAGAUGAAUGUCUUACACAUGACAGUCUCUUGCCUUAGGGGAGACUAAGCCUCCAUUAGGAUCCAACAAGGUAGCUGCAGAGCCCGUACCACAGCUUUUCACAGAUGCUGCUGGUUCCAGAAGUGGGCCACUUUUCUGUGUGCAUUAACGGGGAGAUUGAA